Molecule: messenger RNA, 684 nt
Organism: Vicia villosa (hairy vetch)
Lineage: Eukaryota; Viridiplantae; Streptophyta; Magnoliopsida; Fabales; Fabaceae
Exons: 3
Coding region: 1-684 (227 amino acids)
Source: RefSeq, a predicted model, not a curated record
AUGGGGUUUGGUUUGGUUUUGAGGAGAUGGAUGGACAUUUUGAUUUUUCAAAGUAAAAUGUCGGUGUUGGUUAAUGGUAGCCCUACUAAAGAGUUUGUGGUGGAGAAAAGUUUGAGGCAAGGUGAUCCUUUAUCCCCUAUUCUCUUUGUUUUUGUAGCGGAGGCUUUAGCGGGGUUGGUUAGGAAGUCUUUAGAGAUUGGUGAUUAUUGUGGUUUCGCCGUAAAAGGGAGGGUGGAGGCAAGAUAUUUAAUCUUUCUUGGGAUUCCCAUUGGUGGAAAUCCGAGGAAGCUCUCAUUUUGGGUUCCUCUCUUGAAUAAAAUGAAGAAUCGCUUAUCCGGAUGGAAUAAUCAUUUUCUUAAUCUUGGAGGUGGUCAAAGAGUUCACGAGUAUUUAAUGGAAUUUUUGUGGGGUGGUUUGAAGGAUAAGAAAAAGAUUCAUUGGGUGAGUUGGAAGAAGGUGUGUCUUUCUUUUGAGAAGGGAGGUUUAGGUAUUAAAAAUAUUUUGGAUUUUAAUCUUGCUCUUCUUAACAAAUGGAGAUGGAGGAUUUUGCAAGGCAAUGAUAAUCUUUGGUUUGAUUUGUUGAGAGCUCGUUAUGGUGACAUCUCCACGAAGGUGUUUGUGGUGGCUUCAAGGAGAAAUUUCGUCAUUCUCAAUCCAUUUGGUGGGAGGACAUUAUCAAAAUAG